AUGGCGGCCAUGGAGGAGCUUGAAAUCCACAGCAAGUCUUACUUUGUUCGCUGGAUCAACGUCAACGCCAACCACACCAUCUCGUGGAGCAUUCAGCCGCACAAGAAGUCCGUCAACUUCGGCAUCUUCAAGCACCCAGGCCAGACAUCAUCACUGGGAUCUGUCCUUCCUGCCUCCGAUUCUCAAAGCACCGAUUCAACCGAGAACCUCCCCGCAACAGCCGCGAAUUCCGGCCGCAACCAACAAUCCGCUGUUAUAGACAAGCUGACGGGAAUUGGUCUAAAACAGAUCAGAUGGACCGGUAAAUGCGAGGCAGACAAGAUCACCCAAGGAACAUACGAUGUGCCAAAUAGCGAGGGCGGCAACUACGCGCUCGUCUUUGAUAAUACCUUCUCUAAACAAAUCUCCAAGACCCUGACACUUGUUCUCCUCACCUAUCCCACCAGCCAGCCACCACACACCUCUGUAUCGAACACACUUCCGCGCUCGCAAACCGGUGCAUCAACCGACUCGCUGCCACAGCCCAAGACCCGCCGCCGCGGAAACAGUCGCGCCACGCUUAACGGGCAGCAAGAUGUAUCGAACGGGAGUGUCCACACAGGACUGCUCCAGAAGCGGCGGCGAAAGCGCCACCAGGGCUGGGCACGCCGGUUCUUUUCUUUGGACUUCACUUCCUGCACUCUGUCAUACUAUCAUGACCGCAACUCGGCCGCUCUACGAGGCGCGAUCCCACUCUCGCUAGCGGCCGUUGCGACCAACGAGAAAUCGCGUGAAAUCUCGAUCGACUCUGGUACUGAGAUCUGGCAUCUCCGUGCCAGUGAUGAUCAAGACUUUAUUGCAUGGAAGCGCGCUUUGGAGAGAGCUUCUUCUAAGGAUGCGCAGAAGGAUAGCAAUACCAGUCUGGCUGCUCCUCCGGAGUUGCGUCUGCAUGCACCAUCGCAUCCUGACCCAGCAGAGGAACGCGAAUGGACUCGUGUUGAGAGUCUGGUAAGCCAGGUUUCUGAAUCGCGGGAUGCCGUGCGUCGCUUGGCUAAAGAUACCGAUCCUAAAUAUAUGACUUCGCCUUCUCCGACUGGCGGUAUUGACCGGCCUAAGUCUCGUGGCCGAUCGCCUAGUCCUCAGCCGAGCUCCCACGAUGCUACUCCUGGUGAGGAGUCUAGACGGCCUUUUUGGAAGCGCAAGACAAGUGGACAGUCCCAUGGUAGUGGCAAACGUCCAAAUGCUGUAACUUCCAACUCUAGUUCUUCGCAGCUUGUUGUGCCUCCUACGGAUGGAAAGGGAAAGCCUGCUAGUAUCCAUAGUCAUGCAGAUCAAAUGGAUGAGAUCCAUGACCAUUUGAUGGCUGUAUUGCGCGACCUUGACACUGCUAUCUCGGAAUUCUCUACAUUGAUUUCUGAGAGCAAGGAGCGACGACACCCGCCUCGGCAAUCUAUCAUUCCCCGGCGGAGUAUGGAGUCAGACAUCUCGCAAGAGUUCUUCGAUGCAACGGACGGAGGUGGUGACAGGUCUCCUCUUUUGACCAUCCACGAUAGCGACGACGAAGGCCCCGAGGAGGACCGGCCUGCAUCUUCUGCCGAGGAAGUCGAAGACGACGCUCCCUCCGACAGUGAUGGCGAAUCUGACACUCGACAGGAGAGCAGCAGUGGUCUAUUCCCAACCAAGCCCAAGUCCCUGAACCCGCUCCCUCUGGACCCUAUAAAGCGUCGCGCCAACAUUCUCGCACCAACGGUCAUGCCACCAAGCCUGAUCGGCUUCCUGCGCAAGAACGUUGGCAAGGACCUAUCCACUAUCUCCAUGCCGGUCUCCGCCAACGAGCCCAUGUCCCUUCUGCAACGCGCAGCAGAGAUCCUCGAAUACUCCUCUCUCCUCGACAAAGCAAGCCAAUCAGCAGACGCAACCGAACGCCUCAUGUACGUAACGGCCUUCGCCCUCUCCUCCCUCUCAAGCAACCGCGUCCGCGAACGCUCAAUUCGCAAACCCUUCAACCCAAUGCUAGGCGAGACAUACGAGCUCGUCCGCGAAGACCGCGGCUUCCGCUUCAUAGCAGAGAAAGUCUCGCACCGCCCGGUGCAACUGGCCUAUCAAGCCGACAGCAAAGAAUGGUCCCUAAGCCAGUCCCCUAUGCCCAGCCAGAAAUUCUGGGGCAAGUCUGCCGAAAUCACUACUGAAGGCCGCGUUCGCAUAACCAUCCACGCAACAGGCGAGCACUACAGCUGGACACCGGCAACAUCCUUCCUGCGCAAUAUCAUCGCAGGCGAGAAAUACGUCGAGCCGGUCGGUGAAUUGGCCGUUACGAAUGAAUCCUCUGGUAACCGCACUAUCUCGACCUUCAAGGCUGGCGGUAUGUUCUCCGGCCGCAGUGAGGAAGUCUCUACCCGCGCCGUUGACGCUCAUAAUAAACCCCUCCCGCUUGGUCUAUCGGGUUCAUGGCCUUCCUCGCUGACACUGACCCGUGAUGGAAACCCUACUGGUAAUACGGUCUGGACGGCUGGAACCCUCGUCCCAUCCGCACCCAAGCAUUACGGAUUGACAUCAUUCGCGGCGACCUUGAAUGAGAUCACUUCUAUUGAAGAGGGCCAUCUCCCCGCCACGGACUCCCGUCUCCGGCCUGAUCAACGGGCAUUGGAAGAUGGUGAUUUAGACCGUGCGGAGGAAGUCAAGGUGCAGCUUGAAGAGGGUCAGCGUGCGCGGAGACGUGAGAUGGAAAAUGCGGGCGAGGCUUGGGUUCCGCGCUGGUUUACGCGGAUUGGGGGUGAUUCGGAGGAGGUGUCUUGGAGGUUGAAGGGUGGGAAGGAUGGGUAUUGGGAAGAGAGGGCCAAGGGCAGUUGGUCUAAUGUUGUGCCUGUUUUUGAGUAG
Molecule: messenger RNA, 2856 nt
Organism: Penicillium antarcticum
Lineage: Eukaryota; Fungi; Ascomycota; Eurotiomycetes; Eurotiales; Aspergillaceae
Product: oxysterol-binding protein related protein OSH3
Exons: 2
Coding region: 1-2856 (951 amino acids)
Biological process (GO): exocytosis; piecemeal microautophagy of the nucleus; endocytosis
Cellular component (GO): plasma membrane; cytosol; perinuclear endoplasmic reticulum
Molecular function (GO): sterol binding
Source: RefSeq, a predicted model, not a curated record